AAUAUACCUGUUAUACCAAAGUGCACUUCAUAAAGAAAACGUAGCUAGUCAUUUCGGAAUUCAUAAUUCAAGUUGUAAUAGAACUAAUUUCUUUUAAUCUGAGAAAAGUAUCGAAAUCUACAUCUAGAACUUUCGUGCAAAUUUCCACAUGAACGUUUAUUUUUAUGGGAAUCUCCGGAAAAUUCUAGCACAAUCAACCAGACUGUAUAUAUUUCCAGCCAUUCCUAGCAGACUAAACAAGACUACAAAGUGUAACAAAGUGCUCGAAGUAUCAGUUUAAAGGUUACAACUCACAUAUAAUAGCAUUGCUCUGUGUAUUAUUAUUUACAUCUAGGAUUUAGAUCUAGACUAAUCUACACAGAGAAAAUGAUUCGAAUUGUUCGACAACCAAAUUACUUUGAUGAAGUUUUGCCUCUUGCUCGCUUAGCAGACGAACUCUCUGGUAAUUAUGAUCCUGGUUAUAGCUUCAAUCAUGUGUCUUCUGGUGACGAUAGAGCAAUCGCUCGUCGAUAUGGAGAUUCUGAGAUUCACAACACUGACAAGGAAUUCCGUGUUCGAAUGGACCUACAUCACUACAAACCUGAAGAAGUGAAGAUAACCUCAGACAACACCAAGAUAACUAUCAAUGCCAAGCAUGAAGAAAAACAGGACAACCAUGGCUUUGUCUCACGAGAAAUUACUAGAAUAUACAAAUUGCCAGAGAAUGUUGACCCUUCAUCUAUUUCAUCAACAAUGAAUGCACAUGGUAUUCUCAACAUCAGAGUCCAGAAAAAAGCUUUAGAAGAAUCAAAGGAAACAGUCAUUCCAGUUACUUUUAAGUAGUUUCCAAGUAAUUAUUAGUUUCUUAAUAAAAAAAAAAAUUUUUUUAUAAUUUAAAAUGUAUAAGUUAACAAAAUGUUUACUAGUUAUAUCAGUUAGUACAUUUUUUAAAAAUGUGUACGUUUUGUUUCUGUCAGUUUGAUUGUUAGCAAUGCAUCAUUUGAUUUUGUCUUAAUUAAUUAUUGGUAUUCAUUGAUUGUUUUUUUACCGUAGUAAAUGCUAACAUUGCAUUAUAUUUGUAUGGUGAUUGUAUUAUUUAUUGAAAACAUUUUUUAGCAUUUCUUAAAACUGUUUAAUUAUAGUAUGUUUGAAUAUACAUUUAAAAAAAGAACAUUGUUCAAAUUGUUAUUGUUAUAAUAAAAUGUUAAAAAUUG
Biomphalaria glabrata is the source of this 1193-nucleotide messenger RNA. RefSeq names its product heat shock protein Hsp-12.2-like. Gene Ontology annotation, biological process: response to heat; protein refolding. NCBI's taxonomy places the organism in Eukaryota, Metazoa, Mollusca, Gastropoda, Planorbidae. Bases 367 to 822 code for a protein of 151 amino acids. Gene Ontology annotation, molecular function: protein folding chaperone. The record is from RefSeq and is a predicted model, not a curated record. The transcript is spliced from 3 exons.